Psammomys obesus (fat sand rat) is the source of this 828-nucleotide messenger RNA. It is a transcript of the gene Tmem72, whose product is annotated as transmembrane protein 72. Bases 1 to 828 code for a protein of 275 amino acids. The record is from RefSeq and is a predicted model, not a curated record. Lineage: Eukaryota; Metazoa; Chordata; Mammalia; Rodentia; Muridae. The transcript has 5 exons.
AUGAAGCUCCAGGUGUUCUGGACUGUGCUGGAAUAUACCUGCCGGCUCCUGGGCAUCACCACAGCUGCAGUGUUGAUUGGAGUGGGCACAGAGACCUUCCUGCGAGGGAAGUUCAAAAGCCUGGCCUUCUAUCUGCUGUUUACAGGAGUCACCAUCUCCAUGUGUGAAGGGGCCUUCUUUGUGGCUCAACUGCUGGCCAUCUGCUUCAGGUGUCAGCCGGGGUCUCUGGCACACAGAGCAAGGGAGAAGGCCCGCUGGCUGGGUUGCUUCCAGAAGUUCCUUGCCUACAUGCUGCUGUCUGUGGCCUGCUUCCUCCACCCUGUCCUCGUCUGGCAUGUGACCAUUCCAGGUUCCAUGCUAAUCGUCACUGCCCUGGCCUACUUCCUGCUGAGCAAGCGGAAGAAAAGAAAGGCUGUUCCAGAGGUGCUGGCGCCCACGGAGCAGUACACAGACCCUUCCAGCAGCGUUGUGAGCACCACAGGCUCUGGGGACACUGAGCAAACCUAUACUUUCCAUGAGGCCCUCAAGGAGGGGCCUGGCUCGUUCUUCGUCCACAUGAAGAGCAUCCUGAAGGGGACCAAGAAGCCCCGUGUCCUACAGCCCCGAGAUACCCUAAUGGAACUGGCACUAGAGCCAGCCGACUCCUUGGCCAAGAAGAAGCAGGUACACUUUGAAGACAACGUAGUCAGGAUCAUCCCAUCCCUCACCGAAGGUCAGGGUGACAGUGACAGUGGGCCAGAGGAAACGAGCUCUGACACGACCCCCAUUAUCCCUCCCUCCCGGACGCCACUCUUCCUGCCUUCUCUCAUGGCCACUGACCUGUUCUGA